Molecule: messenger RNA, 931 nt
Organism: Camellia sinensis
Lineage: Eukaryota; Viridiplantae; Streptophyta; Magnoliopsida; Ericales; Theaceae
Product: thaumatin-like protein
Source: RefSeq, a predicted model, not a curated record
AAAACCACAACCCAUAAAACUCAAAUACAUCCCUAUAUAGCUUCCAAUCCAAAACAUGAAAUUCUUCAAAUCUCUCUCCCUUUCCAUUUUCUUUCUCAUUGCUCUCCUCUCCACCUACACCCAUGCAGCCACUAUCAACAUCAAAAACAAUUGCCCUUUUACUGUUUGGGCUGCAGCGGUGCCCGGUGGUGGUCGACGACUUAACCAUGGCCAAACAUGGGCCAUCAACCCUCCUGCAGGCACAAAGGGAGCCCGGGUAUGGGCCCGGACUGGUUGCACCUUUGAUGGAGCGGGUCGGGGCAGGUGCCAGACCGGUGACUGUAACGGACUCCGCGAGUGCCAAACCUAUGGUACACCCCCUAACACACUAGCUGAAUAUGCACUAAACCAAUUCAACAACUUGGAUUUCUUUGACAUAUCCCUAGUGGAUGGAUUUAACGUGCCGAUGGAUUUUAGCCCUAUUUCCAAUGGAUGUACUCGGGGUAUCAAAUGUACUGCAGAUAUAAAUGGACAGUGCCCGAGUCAGUUGCGGGCCCCAAGUGGGUGUAAUAAUCCGUGUACCGUAUUUAAGACCGAUAAGUACUGUUGCAAUUCUGGAAAAUGUGCACCCACAAAUUAUUCAAGGUUUUUCAAAAAGAGAUGCCCAGAUGCAUAUAGUUAUCCCAAGGAUGAUAAGACGAGCACAUUUACUUGCAAAGCGGGAACCAACUAUAGGGUUGUGUUUUGCCCUUAAAUUCCAUUUUGAUAGUACUUAUGCAAGUAGUAGUACCAGCGUUCUACAAUAAGAGUUUUGGGAUCCAAAGCUUAUGAAGAAUAAAUUCAAGCACAUGUAGUGAUGUGCAGAUGUAAUUGUAACCUAUGGUUGUAGUAAACAUAAACCUAAAUGGGCAUGAAUAUGGAAAAAAAACUUUUUUGUUUGGGUAAUUUAUAA